AUGGCCCUGACACCAGUUGUUGUGGGAGAAUGGGUGAUGGCCUCGUUGGCCACCAUCUGCGUGGCAGCCCGCAUGUUUGUUCGACUCCAGCUGAACAAAGAUCACCUACACUGGGCAGACUCUUGGCUUUUGGUCGGACUCUUCUGCGCCGUAGGGUUGGCCCUCUGCGAUACGAUGGCUGAUUUGGACGGCGAGUUGGACAAUUAUGAGAAUCCUAGCGUUCGCACGCUCAAGUUUCGCUUUGCAACCAACUACUUCUUCGAUACGGGGAUGUACUUUCCAAAGUUCAGUAUCAUCGCGUUCUACUGGACACUUGUUCCCCUAACCCAGCCACACAUGCGCGUCGCAUUGUAUGUUCUCACGGCCAUCACAGCCGUCUUCUGUAUCGCGACCUUCUUUGAUGCCACUUUCUGGUGCGGCGCGGAUGUGACAAGUAAUUGGUCUACUGACGAAGACGCCUGCCGCGCAUUUGAUUCAAUGACGAUGAUGCGCAUUCACUGGGCACUUAAUUUUAGCACUGAGAUUCUCAGUAUGGACGCCCCUCUGAUUCCUACUAUUAUCAAUCGUAUAAAUUCUAACAUCGCAUCAGAUCUCGUGUUCCCUUUCCCUCUUGUGCGAGAUCUAAAGCUCCCGAAGCUUCGGGAAAAGAUUGGACUCUGUGUCAUUUUAGGACUCGGAGUGGUAACCAUUGCUGUGAGCAUUGGACGGUUCAUUACAAUGGUAUCGGGAGGAAAUAAUGUUGCCAGCUAUCUGUGGACGGCUUCAGAGAUAUCUGUAGCGCUCACCGUCGUCGCACUGACUGCGCUGCGGCCGUUGCUGCGAAAGAUAGCUCAACUUGUGAGCGGCACAACCAGCGACAGCGACCAGAGAUACUAUGGGACGUACGGCGCCUCUACGACUGUUCGGACCAGAACUGGGAAGUCUAAACCCACGCAUACACAAGGCUCGGGGAUAUAUUGGCGUACGCACAGUGUGACAGGGAACAAUGCCGUUGACGACAAUGAGAGCGAUGAGGUCGAGCUCCGGCCGAUCAAACCCAACCAAAUCAUGCAAACGAGGGAGGUCACUGUCUCUUCUGAGGCGGCGGCAUAG
This is a messenger RNA of Clonostachys byssicola, 1092 nucleotides long. The record is from the annotation of a GenBank genome assembly. NCBI's taxonomy places the organism in Eukaryota, Fungi, Ascomycota, Sordariomycetes, Hypocreales, Bionectriaceae.